AUGAAGUCCACAACUUUCGCUCUCGGAGCUCUCAUGGCCUCAGUUGUCAUUGCUCAACCCCAUCGUCAACACAAACACAUGGCAAAGCACCACAAGCGUCACGAGGAGGUCGUUUGGGUCACCGACUACGACUAUGUCACCGAGACUGCCAAAGUCACAACCACUAUCUGGGUCUCUGAAGGCUUCGUCAUUCCCACUCCGGCUGUUUCUACUCCAACCCCAGCCGCGAGUUACGCUGCCAACUUCUUUGAGAACGCAAGUAAGGAAGCCAAACCCUCGUCGACAUCGACGUCUGUUUUUGUAGCUCCGACUCCAGAGUCGACCUACGUUGCACCACCACCACCAAGUUCCACAUACGUUCCAUUAACCCCGUCACCAGAGCCAGAGCCCACAACUUACGUUGCUCCCGCUCCUGUCGCAGAGAGCUCCACCUACGUCGCUCCCGUCGUCGAGACCCCAUCCCCAGUCUACACUCCUGUGGCUGUCGUAGAACCCACAUCGGCUGCCCCAGUUGUCGCCGCACCAGCCGCUGCUUCUACGUACUCAUCCAGCUCAAGCGGUUCAACCGGUGGAGUCUGCUCAUCAGGUUCACCUUGCGAAGGAGAUAUCACCUACUACGAAGCCGGCCUCGGCGCUUGUGGAGAGACCACCGAUGGCAGCGUCGACAAGGUCAUCGCUCUCCCAGUCGGUAUGAUGGGCGCCCAGUCCAACGGCAACCCAUACUGCGGAAAGACCGUUACCAUCAAGAAGGGGAGCAAGACCACCACUGCGACCGUCGUUGACAAGUGCAUGGGCUGCAAGGGCAACUCCAUCGAUCUCUCCAACGCGGCUUUCCUCGAGCUCGCCGAGUUCGAUGUCGGUCGCACCACUGCUACCUGGUGGUUCAACUAA
Cadophora gregata is the source of this 891-nucleotide messenger RNA. RefSeq lists its product as uncharacterized. Lineage: Eukaryota; Fungi; Ascomycota; Leotiomycetes; Helotiales; Ploettnerulaceae. The transcript has a single exon. The coding region runs from base 1 to 891 and encodes 296 amino acids. The record is from RefSeq and is a predicted model, not a curated record.